This is a messenger RNA of Saprolegnia diclina VS20, 5349 nucleotides long. RefSeq lists its product as hypothetical. Gene Ontology annotation, molecular function: ATP hydrolysis activity; ABC-type transporter activity; ATP binding. NCBI's taxonomy places the organism in Eukaryota, Oomycota, Saprolegniomycetes, Saprolegniales, Saprolegniaceae. Gene Ontology annotation, biological process: lipid transport; transmembrane transport. The coding region runs from base 42 to 5288 and encodes 1748 amino acids. Gene Ontology annotation, cellular component: intracellular membrane-bounded organelle; membrane. The record is from RefSeq and is a predicted model, not a curated record. The transcript has 3 exons.
UCGGCUGGCGACGUCCGGCUUGCCACUGCCCAUUUCGCGAAAUGAGCUCGGCCGCGCUCGCAUCACAGCUCUCGAGCUGCCUCGCCGACGCCGGCGGCGACUACGCCUACUACGCCUGCGUCAUCGCGUCCGGCCUCUUCACAUCGCCGAGCUGCGACCUCGCGUGCUCAGGCCAUGGCUCGUCCGCGUGCUGCGACGCGCUCACGACCGCGACCAACUGCGUCGCGCAGACCGCCACCGCGAGCUGCAAGAAGGUAGUCGACAGGACGCUAUCGAGCAUCACACAGUGCGGCGGCCUCUCGUCCGCGGCUAUUGGCGCCAUCACGAUCGUAAGCCUUUUGCUUGUCGCCGUCGUCGCGGUCGCGGGCCUCGUCGUCGUCGCCAAGCGCCGGGCGACCGCCGACCCGCGCAACAAGUGGUCGUACCUCGUACGCAACCUCUCGCAGAUGCGCGUUCUUGUCUGGAAGAACAUGCUCCUCGCGCGAAAACACCCGUGGCGCACGCUUAUCGAGAGCCUCUUACCGCUCGUGCUCGUCGUCGCGCUCGUGAUCCUCGGCAACCUCGACACGAUCGCCGGCUCGAACGACAGUUCAACGUCCGUCACGACACGGCCCUGCACGAGCACCAACUGCUCGGUGGUCAUGUACUUGAACUGCAUGGACACGCUCCCGAAUAUCUUUGGCAUUGGCAGUCCGUCGUCGACUGCCACGUCCUUCUACUCGAGCGGGCAGCCGGUCUUUGGCAUGUUCUUCCUCCUCUCGUACCUCCGCUUUGUUCCGUCGCUCACCUCCAAGAUGGUGCUCGAGAAGGAGAAGCGGCUCACCGAAGGCAUGCGUAUGAUGGGCCUCUACGAAGCGCCGCUGCUGCUUUCGUGGUACAUCUCUGGCUUUCUUCAGUACACCCCGAUCGCGCUACUGCUCGCAGUCGAGCUCAAGUACGGCAACGUCUUCCCGAUGGCCGACCUCGCGACGCUCUUCCUCUUCUUUGCGGCGUUUGGCCUUGCGAUUGUGAGCUUUGCGAACCUCGUCGGCGUCUUCUUCAACAAGUCCAAGACGGCUGCGAUCGCUUCCGUCUUGGUGUGGGUCCUUGCCUUCUUGCCCUUCUACCUUGUCCAGAGCAAGUCGCUGGCGCAACAGUAUGGCGCUGCGUGGAGUGCCCCGACCGCCUUUGCCAUCGGUAUCAACUACCUCGUGGUCCAAGCCCAGCGGGGCACGGACGUCUACUACGCGAUCGCAACUACGACGUCGCCGAUCUCGAAUGUGAUUACGACCGGCGACAUGACGUGGUACCUCUUGCUCGACAGCAUUUGGAUGCUUGUGCUUGGCUGGUACUUUCAGCAGGUCGUGCCGCAAGCGUACGGCGUCCGCAAGCACUGGCUCUUCCUCUUCACGCGCGACUAUUGGUGGCCGGCGCCGCGGACGCCGACGCCGGUCGAGUCGCCGUCCUUCCACUACGCAGACAUGACGUCGGUGCCAACGCCGAAUGACGGCCCGAGCGUCGAGCCGCCGACGCAAGCGUUGCGUCUCAAGGAGCAGGCCGGCGAGUGCGUCCAGCUCGUCGGACUCCGGAAAACGUUCAAGACGGACGACGGCGACAGCAAGGUUGCCGUCCACAACCUCCAUGUGACCAUGUACGCCGGCCAGAUCACGGCGUUCCUCGGGCACAACGGCGCGGGCAAAACGACCACGAUUUCGAUGCUCACGGGUCUCUUCCCGCCGACCAAAGGCACGGCCUACGUCUUUGGCAAGACGAUCACGGACGACAUGGACGCGAUCCGCGCCAGCAUGGGCGUCUGUCCGCAGCACGACGUGCUCUACGACGAGCUCUCGGUGCUCGAGCACCUCCAGCUGUACGCGGCCCUCAAGGGCAUUGACGACGCAAGCACCCAGAUUGACGCGAUGGUCGCCGAGGUCGGACUCGUCGAGAAGCGCCACGUCGCGUCGGCCAAGCUCUCGGGCGGCCAGAAGCGCAAGCUCAGCGUCGCGAUCGCGCUGCUCGGGAAGAGCCAAGUGGUGUUUCUGGACGAGCCUACCUCGGGCAUGGACCCGUACUCGCGCCGGUUUACGUGGAACGUGCUCCAGCGCAACCGCGAGAACCGGGUCAUGGUGCUCACGACGCACUUUAUGGACGAAGCCGACCUGCUCGGCGACCGCAUCGUCAUCUUGUCGGACGGUCGGCUCUGCUGCGCGGGCUCGUCGCUCUUUCUCAAGCAGCUCUACGGCACGGGCUACAACCUGACGCUCGUCAAGACCAACAGCUGCAACGUGACGGACCUCGUGGCGUUUGUGCGGCGCUUUGUGCCCGACACGAACGUGCUUAGCAACGUCGGCGCCGAAGUCGUCUUGCAGCUGCCAACGCACGCAAGUCCGACGUUCCCCGACCUCCUCCGCGCUCUUGACCAGUCGCUCCGGUCGCUCGGUGUCGCCGAAUAUGGCAUCUCGGUCACGACGCUCGAAGAAGUCUUCCUGCGGAUCGUAGCCGACGGCAAACCGCCCGCCGGCAACGGCGACAUGGAGCUGCGCGAGUGGCGCGCGAGCCAACUCGGUUAUAACGAGCCCAAGCGCCGGCCCACGCAGCGCACACGGACGGCGUCCUUUGCGUCCCAGUACUUUGCGAUGUUGCACAAGCGGUUUCGCGUCUCGAAGCGCGACAAGAAGGCGUGGGUCUUUAUGGUGCUCAUUCCUGUGCUCUUCCUCGGCAUGCUCGCGCUCAUCCCGAGCAUUAACGUUGCCAGCUACCUCCCCACGUACGACAAGGCGGAUUCGUAUGCCGCCGAGUACUACAACGCGUGCGCCGCCUCGGUGCAAAGUACCAACAAGUGCGCAUUUGGCAACACGAUCGGCGGCAACUGCCAGUGCCAAGCCAAAGGUGACGUCUUUGUCUGCGACAGCUCGACCAGUUCGUGCUCGUCGGGCACUGUGGCGGCCAACCAAACAACGUCGUCGUACCCGUACUGUACAUCGCCGGGUGGGCCGAUCCGCAACAAGACGGCGUGUCUCAACAAGUGGUUUAGCCACUGCUCGCUCGGCCUUGGCAACUGCAAUGCGACGUCGUGCUGCGACGCUACGCAGCCGAUCUCGCCGUAUUAUCCGUGCUCGAGCUGCGCGUCCAACAAGUGGCCAUGCUACAAGGGUGGCUGUUUGAUGAAGGACGACGCCAAGCUCCAAGGCCAGAUCAACGUCUUCCUCGCGUCGCUCAUCAUUGUCAUUGGCUUUGCAUUUGUGCCGGCGUCGAUCGUUGUGUUUAUCGUGAAGGAGAAGGACCCGCACCAGAACGCCAAGUACCAGCAGCUCGCUUGCGGCUCGUCCGUGUUUGCCUACUGGUUUUCGAUUUGGACGCACGACGUGCUCUUCAUGCUGCUGCCGGUCGGCGUCGCUGUCGCCUUGCUGCCGUCGUUUGCGAGCUUCCAGAACGACUCGGCGUCGAUUCUCGGCGGCCUCGCCCUUCUGCUGACGCACGUGCUCUCGAUGCUGCCGCUCGCGUACCUCUUUACGUUUCGAUUUACAAAGCACGCGGCCGCUCAGACGUCGGUGCUGGUGUUCUGCCUCGUCACGGGCGGUCUUCUCAGCAUCAUUUCGUUUCUCUGCCGCUUGAUCGACUUUGAGUUGAUCAAGAACCAGCUCACAUUCGCGCAGCUCGACACGCAGUACCUGCGCUGGGUCUACUUGCUCUUUCCCGGGUACGCGCUCACGGACGGGCUCUUCCAGAUUGGCAUGCGCAAGUACGGGAACCCGUUUGGCGGCGCCGACAUUGUCGCAACAUCGUGUCCGCUCGCCAAGUCGUGCUGGAGUGCCAACGUGGCCGGCUGCUGCGUCCCGGACGUCUUUGAGUUCAACAUUGCCGGCCGCAGUCUCCUCUACGGCGUCGCCGAAGUGGUUCUUUUUUCGCUUUGGGUGCUCUACGCCGACCGCGCAACGCAGACGUACGAGGCGCGCCGGCAGCAGCCCAACAAGGCGCUUGAGAAUAUGGACAGCGACGUGGCCGCCGAAGCGAUUCGCGUCAUGCAAGGCCGCGCCAGUGGCGACAACGUCGUCUUGCACAAGCUCCACAAACAGUACGGCGCCGAGAAGGUUGCGCUGCACCAGCUCAGCCUCGGCAUCCCGAAAGGCGAGUGCUUUGGCUACCUUGGCAUCAACGGCGCGGGCAAGUCGACGACGCUGCAGAUCCUCCAUGGCGCGCUGCAGCCCACCUCUGGCUCGGUCACGGUCAAUGGCCAUCCGUUGCCAGCCGAACUUCGCGCGGCGCGGGCCUCGACCGGCUACUGUCCGCAGUUUGACGCACUCCACGACUUGCUCACGGUCCACGAGGAGCUCGAACUCUACGCGCGUCUCAAGGGCGUUGUGGACAUCAAGGGCGCGGUCGCCGCCAAGAUCGACCAGUUUGGCCUGCACGCGUUUGCAGCCAAGCGGACGCAGGGCCUCAGUGGCGGCAACAAGCGCAAGGUGUCGACGGCCAUCGCACUGCUCGGGUCGCCGACGCUGCUGCUACUCGAUGAACCGUCGACGGGGAUGGACCCGGCCGCGCGGCGCGACAUGUGGGACGUGAUUGUCGGCGUUCUGCAAGAGAAGAGUUGUUCGGUGAUUUUGACAACCCACUCGAUGGAGGAGUGCCAAGCACUCUGCACGCGCAUCGGCAUCCUCGUGAGUGGGCAGCUUAAGUGUCUUGGCACGGCGCAGCAUCUCAAGCACAAGUUUGGCCGCGGCUUUACGCUCGACCUCAAGCUCGAGGCGCCCGAGGGCGACGUGAUGCUCGCGUUGCCGACCACCAAGCCGUCGCUGGCACUGGAGGACCUUGAAGGCCUCUGCGAGGCCAUGGGCCAGAAGGACCGGCUGGAGCUCUUGGCGAUCGACUGGGUCAUCGCCCACUACCUCGAGAAGGACGGCAGCGUCCCCAUCGACGUCCUCCGGCAGUGGUGGGUGCUGCAGGACUGCAGCCAGCGCCUUAUCGACGCGCUCUCGUUUCAUGUCCCCGGCGUCGUCCUCGUCGAGAGCCACGGCGAACACUUUCGCUUCCAAGUCCCCAAAGUGCACGGCCACACGCUCCAGUCGCUCUUUGCGUGGAUGGAAGACCAGAAGGAGGCGCUGCAGAUCGCGCAAUACAGUGUGAGCGACACGACGCUCGAAGAGAUCUUCAACACGAUGGCGGCGGGCCAGGACGAGGAAGUCGGCGUCGUCCACGGGCUUCGCCAGCGCUCCAAGAACGGCAGCAGCCUCCGCCCCGUGCGCACGUACCACCGCGGCACGUCGCUGAGCUCGCUCUCUUCGCAGCGCCGCGAGUACGACUUGUAAGUAUCUAACCCGAAUCUGUAACUAUUGUAGUAUCAAUCUAUCGACUUUGUGCAAAGCUGCC